AGACUAUUUGCUGUUGUUCAGAUAAAUGGCCGUCAAUUCAAGAUAACAUCAGAAGACAUCAUUAAUGUUCCUUUACAUUUUCAUCCUACAAGUGGUGAUAGGAUUCGAUUAGAAAAGGUUUUAAUGGUUGGGGGAAAAGAUUUUACUAUGGUUGGCAGACCCUUACUGAGUCGUGGUCAAGUUAAAAUAGAGGCUACAGUUGUUGAAAAGACUUUAUCACAUCAUAAAGUACAUUAUUGGUAUAAGAAAAGGCACCGUAUUAGAAAA
Molecule: messenger RNA, 267 nt
Organism: Lottia gigantea (owl limpet)
Lineage: Eukaryota; Metazoa; Mollusca; Gastropoda; Lottiidae
Exons: 3
Cellular component (GO): mitochondrial large ribosomal subunit; ribosome
Molecular function (GO): structural constituent of ribosome
Source: RefSeq, a predicted model, not a curated record